Messenger RNA from Ectocarpus sp. CCAP 1310/34, 1571 nucleotides. NCBI's taxonomy places the organism in Eukaryota, Phaeophyceae, Ectocarpales, Ectocarpaceae. The record is from the annotation of a GenBank genome assembly.
AUGGAACAGCGGUUAGGCGAAGCGAUGGAAGGCAGGAUGCAAGCCAUGAUGAGCCAGGUGGUGAGCCAGCUUCCAUCGUUGAUGAGGGGAACGUUGGAUGUUGGAGGUGUUCAGCAGGAGGAGGAGUCCGGCGGUGACGUAGGGGCAUCGACAGGGGCCAGCGGUGACGCUGCCGCCCCGAACAGCAGCCAGGGGUCCGCCGCGACGGGCACAGUGGGUGUAGGCGGCUACGGCAGAGAAUAUGGCUCCCAAGGUGAGGCAGCCGCAACCGGCGGUGGCGUUGGCGGUGUUUUCGUCAGCGGUGAUGUCGCUGGUGAGGGUCUUUUCACGGGAGGCGGCGGAAUUUCGAAACUCGCCGCGUCUCACGUAAACCCACCACAGCUCAAGAAAGGGGCCGAGCAGUACCCGGGGUGGAGGCAGGAUAUGAUCGUGCAGGCAGGCAUUCUCGACAUAGGCGAUGUGUUCUCCGGCGGCGGGGUGCUGCCGGACAUCAACAAGCCACAGACCGCCCUUCUCGAGCAGGGGUUUUCGUAUGCAGCAAUCCGCAAGACGUAUCUGGCGUGGAAUUUCCUCUCUGCCGCGUUGACUACUGAGACGGACAAAGCCAUCCUCCGUCGUUGCACGAACCCAAGGGGAGCCCUGCGGCAACUAGAUGCGGCAUACCUGCCGGAGACGCAGGGUGCACAGCAGCAGCUUUUCAGAGAGUUCCAGCAGUACCAGACUCCUCGGAAGGAGAACCCCGUCGCCAGUUUGAACAAGCUCAUGGGUAUGGCCAACAUGAUGCGGCAAGGGGGCGGAGCCACGGUAAACGACCAGUUCGUGUUCGCCCGACUUAUCGAUUCGCUGCCCAACCCCGAAUACGAAGUCACCAAGCAAACCUUGUCGGUGGUCCAACCGCUGACGAGGGAUAUCCUUGUACAACAGCUCUCAACCCGAUUUAACCUUCUCACCGAGGAAUGGAGGAAGGAAGGAGAAAAAGGAUCCGGGGGGGAGCAGGCGUACAUUGCGGGUGACGGCACCGGGAAGGGGCGGCAGGCUGGCGGCGGCCGCGGCAGUAAGAGCAACGGCCGUGGCAGCAAGAAGAAGGCAGGGACGGACGACUGGGUCGACCACCGGAGGUGUUUCCGGUGCAACCACCGCGGGCAUAGGAAGCCCGACUGCACCACGAAGGAGGAGGACUUCCUGGAGCAGUGCGACACGUGUUCGGGCUUUGGGCACAACAGCGAGAAGUGUGCGACACCCACGGAGGAAGCGUGCAUGGCGGUAGUGGAGCAUGCCAACUUCGCGGUGGUGAGUUUCGAAGAGCAGUACGACCGCGCGGAGGAACUGUGCAAGAUGGAUCCUAGUUGGGAGAAGCUGACCGAAGACGAGAAGGAAGCAAAGGUGCAGGAAAAGAUAACUGAAAGUUUCUAGGGUGGACAGGUGGUGUUGCUAAUACGGUACGGCAGGUUGGCCGUAGGCCCUCAGCGCCGCUGAUUUGCGGUGGGGGGGCCGGACGAAGUCGCGCGGAGGUGGCGCGCAAGCACAGCAUGGACAGAGGGGCCAUGAAAGUCGCACAAUUGACGGUGCGC